Messenger RNA from Physcomitrium patens, 2721 nucleotides. RefSeq names its product phosphoglucomutase, chloroplastic. The record is from RefSeq and is a predicted model, not a curated record. Gene Ontology annotation, molecular function: phosphoglucomutase activity; magnesium ion binding. NCBI's taxonomy places the organism in Eukaryota, Viridiplantae, Streptophyta, Bryopsida, Funariales, Funariaceae. Gene Ontology annotation, cellular component: cytosol. Gene Ontology annotation, biological process: carbohydrate metabolic process.
CCUCGAAUCUUCCCCUGUGGGGUGCCCCUGUAUCGAGCCUCCCAUCAUUGUAUGCCUCACAUCUAGCGUACAAAUUGGCCAGUUUUCUCGCUCACGGAGACAUUCGAUUAGAGCUAGGGGUUGAGGUUGAGACUCUGCGUAGCAGUAGGGCUCCUUUGAACGGCUGCAGUCUUCAACAUUGCAAGUUGCGGUUGGUGUGAUGUGCGUUUCAGGUCUAUUUGCGUUACGCGGCUAGAGGCUGUUGAUCCCCGUUAUUCAGUCAAGAAUCGAUUGUGGCGGAGUUUGGUUGUAUUUCACUUGACAAUGGCUACCGCAGGAGCAGUUAGAGUCUGGACGCCAUGCCUACCGCAGGAGCAGUUAGAAUCUUCCCUCUCGUCGGGUUUGACUCGUUCUGGCUCUGUGCCUAGGAGAAUUCCCGCAGCUCCCCUGGCGCCUUUGUCAUGGGGUAGCUCCUUUUUGUCUCAAAUCUCCCCAGCGAGGCCAAUCCAACGCAUCCAGAGCCAGAUUGCGCAUGCUGCCAGCAGCAGGACGGAUUUUCAAAUUAAGAGCGUCCCGACCAAGCCCAUCGAGGGGCAGAAGACCGGCACAAGUGGGUUGAGGAAGAAGGUGAAGGUAUUCAUGCAGGAGAACUACCUCGCAAAUUGGAUUCAGGCAUUGUUUGACUCCAUUCCCGAGGAGGAUGUCAAGGGUAGCACUAUUGUGCUUGGAGGAGAUGGGCGGUACUUCAACAAAGAAGCCUCUCAAAUCAUCAUCAAAAUUGCUGCCGCCAAUGGAGUGGGCAAAAUUAUGGUUGGAAAAGAUGGCAUCAUUUCAACUCCUGCUGUCUCUGCUAUAAUUCGCAAGAGGGGGGCUGAUGGAGGGUUUAUCAUGAGCGCCAGCCACAACCCCGCCGGUCCGGAAGAGGAUUGGGGCAUCAAGUACAAUUAUAAGAGUGGACAGCCAGCACCGGAGUCGAUCACAGAUAAGAUCUAUGAUAACACGACGAGCAUCAAGGAGAUUAAGAUGGCAGACCUUCCCGAUGUGGACCUUGCAGCUGUGGGCACCACCGAUUUCGGUGGGUUCACGGUGGAAGUAAUUGACCCUGUGGAGGAUUAUCUAGAAUUGCUGAAGGAAGUAUUCGACUUUGACUUGAUCCGCAGUCUCCUUGCCAGGCCGAACUUCAGGUUUAAGUUUGACGCCAUGCACGCUGUGACUGGCGCCUACGCCAAGACUAUCUUUGUCGAUACCUUGGGCGCAUCAGAAGACUCCAUUAUUAACGGCAUUCCCAAGGACGAUUUCGGAGGGGGCCACCCCGAUCCCAACCUGACGUACGCCCACGAGCUCGUUGAUAUCAUGUAUGGCCCCGAUGCUCCUGUUUUUGGUGCUGCAAGUGAUGGGGACGGCGAUCGUAACAUGAUUCUUGGAGACCACUUCUUCGUGACACCCUCCGACUCAGUGGCCGUGAUCGCUGCAAAUGCGCAGCAAUCCAUUCCAUACUUCAGUAGCGGAUUGAAGGGGUUGGCCAGAUCCAUGCCGACAAGUGGGGCUCUCGACUCCGUUGCGAAGAAGUUGGAUUUGCCGUUCUUUGAGGUUCCCACAGGGUGGAAAUUCUUUGGUAAUCUGAUGGACGCCGGGAAGCUUUCAGUCUGCGGAGAAGAGAGUUUCGGCACUGGCUCCGAUCACAUCAGAGAGAAGGACGGCAUCUGGGCCGUCCUCGCUUGGCUCAACAUUUUGGCACACAAGAACAGAGAUGUCCAACCUGACGAGCCUCUCGUUUCCGUAGUCGACAUUGUCAAGGAGCACUGGGCCACCUACGGCCGCAACUUUUUCGUCCGCUACGACUACGAGUCUUGCGAAUCUGAGGGAGCCAACAACAUGGUGGCCCAUCUGAGAGACAUCCUCUCGAAGAGCAAGGAGGGCGACAAGUAUGGCGUUUACACCCUCAAGCUCGCGGAUGACUUCACAUACACCGAUCCGGUGGACGGCAGCGUUGCCGCAAAGCAAGGCAUCAGAUUUAUCUUCACGGAUGGAUCCAGAAUCAUUUUCCGGUUGUCCGGCACUGGAUCAGCCGGCGCAACCAUCCGGUUGUAUGUGGAGAAGUUUGAGCUUGACUCCUCCAACCAUGAUAUGGACGCUCAGGAGGCCCUGAAGCCUUUGAUUGACAUCGCUCUGUCAAUCUCUAAGCUGCAAGAGUUCACUGGUCGGGAGAAGCCCACUGUGAUCACAUAGAGUGGGCAAAUCCUCUGCUGUGCAUUAUUUUCUUUUCUUUUUUCUUUUUUUUCUUUUCUCCUCACAUUCCAUGUGAAUUCACUUUUGACAGGGACAAAUAAUUAGAGGUAAAACCUUAGAUCUUACUCUUUUACGGGAGAGAAAAGGUGGGUUCAGUUCAGUUUUGUAACAGGUGUAAUUUUGGAUUAUGUCAAAACUUAAUCUGAUCUUCUAGCAGCAGCAGUGAGUGUAGGAUUGAGAGUGAAGCGGUUUCAUAUUGCUUCUAACCCUUUUACUGGAAGGUUUGGGUCUUCAACUCUAGGGAGAGACUCGUCAGUUGAAACUAGUUAGACUUCAGGAAAUUGCAGCUUUUUUCCUUAAUCUGCCGCAAAAUGACUACUAUAAUGGGAUAAGUCUCGGUCAUUUGAGUACCUUGAGUAGACCUUGCAUUUGAGUUGCUCCUUGAGGUGAAAGUCUCAGACGUGUACGUCUCAUCUUUCAGUUUCAAAUGUAAACAUACCCCCUUGCUGCUGA